This is a messenger RNA of Glycine soja, 1764 nucleotides long. Its product is annotated as biotin carboxyl carrier protein of acetyl-CoA carboxylase 2, chloroplastic-like. Gene Ontology annotation, molecular function: acetyl-CoA carboxylase activity. The record is from RefSeq and is a predicted model, not a curated record. Bases 552 to 1394 code for a protein of 280 amino acids. NCBI's taxonomy places the organism in Eukaryota, Viridiplantae, Streptophyta, Magnoliopsida, Fabales, Fabaceae. Gene Ontology annotation, cellular component: acetyl-CoA carboxylase complex. Gene Ontology annotation, biological process: fatty acid biosynthetic process. The transcript is spliced from 7 exons.
CCACAAUAAUAGCAAAAGCAGUGGCCAUAGAUCGAUCGGUGCACUUGGAUGCUCUUUUGAUCGUUGAUCUCGGUAGCCGAAGACACCAACGUUGUGCACACUUGGCUCUCGAGGCUUCAAAAUAAAAAUAAAAAUCAAACAUGUCUCCAGACAAAUGCAAAAUCAGUGACCACAAGCCAUAAAAACAUGCAUUUUUUGUUGUUGUUUGUUGCAAGUUAGUUAAAACUGUGUCACAUUGAUGGUUAAUGCACCACUUGCAUCGUAAUCAUCGAAGCCACACUUGUAAAAAUCUAAACUAAAAGUCUAAAACCAAACCACUGUGUUCCAAUUCUUCUUUGUAUUCUCCAUUCACCCUCAUUGCGUUUUUUUACCCUUUUUCGGUGUCUUCUCAGAUUCCUCACACGCACACUCUCUUCGAUCUCAACGCCUCUUUGGCUUAUAUUCUCACCGACCCACAUUGCCAUUCUCACCAUUCUUUGCAGAUCAAGCACCCCUUUGGGAAGAGAAGAAGGAAAGUCUAGUUUUUUUGGUUCGUGGGGUUGGUUUUGCAAAUGGCCUCCUUCUCGGUCCCAUGCCCCAAGUGUCCUACAACUUCUUCUUCGUCUUCUCUCCCUUUGGGGUUGAAUUCUCAAAAGGUCUCAUUUCAAAGUGGGUUGAUCUUGAAGCCUUCUCUUUCAUUCGGAUCUUUGUCUGCUGAAUCUGCUGCAUCAAGGAUUCAGUGCCUUAACAGGAAGCAAUUUUCUGUUCUGAAGGCUACUAAAGUUGAAAAUUCCAACUCUGCCCCUGUAACGGUCAAUGGACCUACUGUUGCUUCAUCAAAAGAAAACCAAGUGCAUAAUGGAAAACUCUCUGAUACUACUAUCCCAGAUGAAGCUUCAAUUAUUGCAUUCAUGUCUCAAGUUUCAGACCUUGUAAAACUUGUGGAUUCGAGAGAUAUUGUGGAACUUCAACUUAAGCAAUCAGACUGUGAGCUCAUGAUAAGAAAAAAAGAAGCAUUGCAGCCUCCACCAAUUAUAGCCCCAGCACCACCACCAAUGCACUAUGCCACUUUUCCUUCUCCGUCUUCGCCGCUACCAGCAGAAGCUGCUCCUGCUAGCUCUGCACCUCCAAAAGCAGCUCCUGCCUUGCCUUCCCCCGGAAAAGCAAGCACAUCUUCUCACCCACCACUGAAAUGUCCAAUGGCAGGAACCUUCUAUAGGAGUCCAGCACCUGGUGAACCUGCAUUUGUCAAGGUGGGAGAUAAAGUGAAGAAAGGCCAGGUUAUUUGCAUUAUCGAGGCUAUGAAACUGAUGAAUGAAAUUGAGGCUGAUCAGUCAGGAACAAUAGCUGAGGUAUUAGCUGAGGAUGGGAAACCAGUCAGUGUAGACAUGCCUCUUUUUGUAAUAGUUCCAUGAGUACCGGAAGGGACCUUACUUCAAAGUUGAUAUGAAAUCUCCCUAGCUUGUUGGAUAGCAGCAUGGUAUUUGAUGUCAGAUUUUCUGUUCAGAAAUUUCUUGAGUGAUAAUGUUUGUCUCAUUUUAAGAAAUCCUUGUCUUCUUUAGCCCCCACCCCUCCUCUUAAUUUAUCGAGAUAUUUUGGACAUAAAAGUCCCCAGCAUAUCAGAAUGAAUAUUGGACAUUUCAGUUCUAAGCAGAUUUGACAUUUGUAGUAGUAUUUAUGUUUUCUGUUUAUGUUUUCUGAUUGCCCCCUCUUUCUUGUAUGAACAUGCUUGCUGGAUGUUACAUUAUCACAGUAAUAUAUUAUAUACAUCUUUGUGGCCAAAAA